This is a messenger RNA of Aspergillus caelatus, 1236 nucleotides long. Its product is annotated as transcription factor domain-containing protein. The record is from RefSeq and is a predicted model, not a curated record. Gene Ontology annotation, biological process: positive regulation of transcription by RNA polymerase II. Gene Ontology annotation, molecular function: DNA-binding transcription factor activity; transcription cis-regulatory region binding. Lineage: Eukaryota; Fungi; Ascomycota; Eurotiomycetes; Eurotiales; Aspergillaceae. Gene Ontology annotation, cellular component: nucleus. Bases 1 to 1236 code for a protein of 411 amino acids. The transcript is spliced from 2 exons.
AUGUGCGCCGUCGGGGUGACCGUCGAUGAUGAGCGCUUCAACCCCCUUCGCAGCACGGUGAUGCGUCUCGUGUUUCGGACCGAGACAGCUUAUUAUGCCGUUCUUAUGGCCAGUGCACAUUAUCUGCGAUCAGUUGAAAGUAGGUUCGAAUUAAUGGAAAUCCAAAUCCGCUCGAGGGUCCUUAGAGGCUUGCGGCGAGCCUUGAUGAAAGAGGAUUUGGAUUGGGAGGAUUUUUGUGACGGCUCCUGGGUAAAGCAUCUCGCCUGUUUCCAGUUGAUCGUGAAGGAGAUGGCCCAUGGCCGCAGAAACGCUCCUUCAGUACCACAAUUCUUCAUUAGCUACUUCUCCGCGCAUCUUGUCCUAGCCAAAUCGGUGUUCUCGAUUGAAGACAUACUGCCUGUCGGUGAAAUACCAACUAGCCCUACUAAACCCAACUCCUUAGUCCACUCGACGAACACCGAAAGGGUAUCAUGGACUUCCACCAAGGAUCUCGUCAAGGUGAUGCCAGCGGACACUUUUCAUGAAAUUGACAUGUGGAACGGCCUCAGUAGCCACAUGCUGCUGCUCAUAAACGAAAUUUUGAGUCUUAAGCAAGAUGCCCAAGCAUUCUGUCACCAAUCCUCGGAUCCAUGCACUGCCCAGCUAGCAGCACAGCAGAAACAUGCAGAAAUCUCGGAUAAGAUCACAACCUUGGAAGCAAGUCUAGCUGCAACAACACAGAUAAUCCCCGUUUCCUUAUACAAAAAUCGCAGCUCGGCCGAGUCCAAACAUGGCUUUCGCUUAUUGAAAAGCACAAGCGAGGCAUAUCGUUUGGCAGCCUAUCUCCUCCUAUCGGAGGCAGCUAGUCCUCACUUCCUCGGGUAUACCCCAGCUACCACGCAGAGUAUUGAACAACUGAGGGAUACGGCUCAGAGGGCACAAUAUGUAGACCGAAUCUUUCACCUGGCGAAUUACGUGGUAUCAUCGGUGGAUCAUCUCCCCAUCUCCUGGCCUCUAUGGCCCCUAUUCAUUGCCUCCUGUUGCUGUUCACGGGAUGAAGAGACUAGAGCGCGAGAAAUUUUUUGUACCGCCAGAGACAAGGCUCCAUAUGAGAAUAUUCCGCGAGCUCAGACAUUAGUCGAACUACUCUGGAAGCGCAGGGGCACACAGGUGGAGUCGGGCAACAGCUUACGAGUCGGUCGAUUCGAGUGGGAAUCUGUGAUGGAAUCUCUUGGCUGGCAGACGAGCUUUGCUUAA